AUGCGGCCUUUCGCAUAUAGAAAGUCUCCCAAGGGGCGUUAUUUCCGCGGACUCAAAGUCUGCUUGGUUACAAAGGGCACAAAUAUGCAAACUGUGCUUAAUUCCAUCAAGCCGUGGGAAAAUUGCAGACAAUAUCCGAACAUCACUUUCCACGUGGUGUUAGAUUCCGCCGAAGAUGGUCUCCAGGCCGAACUUCCUGAUUUUGUCAACCUGGUGAGUGUACCAGCCUCAUUUCAACCAGCCAAUGCCAAAUACAAAGGACGAGCGUUGGAAUGGUGUCGACUGUACUGGAAGCUAUCCGAGCUUGAUUGGGUACUUCAUCUGGAUGAAGAAACCGAGAUCGAUGAAUACCUGGUGAAAGCGUGCUUUGACUUCAUUGAGCGAGGAACGGAGGAUAUCGGGAUGGGAACAAUCUACUACACAGCGCACAAUUAUUGGAAGAACCCAUUCCUGACCACUGCUGAAGUUUUCAGAGUCGCAGAUGACUUUGGCCGUUUCCAACUUCCAGUCCGACUUUUCAAACGUCCGUUGCUUGGCUGGAUGCAUGGCUCUUUUAUAUUGAUCAACGGUGCUGUAGAAAACAAAGUCACCUGGGCCACUGGGUGUCUUGCCGAAGACUUUUGGUUUGCUUUCCACGUAUGUGAUCUGACCACAUCAACAAAGGACUUGCUAAUCUCGAAAUACUCGACCGAGCAGGCCGCACGGCAGGGAUUCAAGUUCGGUUGGAUUCACGCCAUCGCACGAGAACAGCCUCCCGUCAGAGUCUCAGACUUGAUCAAACAACGUAGGAGGUGGUACACCGGGAUCAUGUCUAUAGAUAGUGGGUUGGUUAAGUUGGUUCUCGCGGUUCCUAUGAUGGGUCCGUUAGCUUAUGCAAGUCUAAAUUUAUAUACAUUCAUUAGCGGAUGGCAUAUCUCGGUUUCGCAUUGGUUCUUCGUGUGGAAUAUGUGCAACUUCGCUGUGGACGCGCAUGGUCUUAUCGUGGGGAGUGUGCUCCAGGACUUACACCUUGGUGACACCUCUCUGGGUGGUUUGGUUCUGCAUGUCAUUUUGACAUUGCUUUGCGCACCAUUUGUACAGUUUGCGCAUUCAAUCAUCUUCUUGUCGGCAUUGAUUUGGCCCGCAAGCAAUUUUGUGGUGAUCAAAAAGGUAUAG
This is a messenger RNA of Penicillium egyptiacum, 1155 nucleotides long. The record is from the annotation of a GenBank genome assembly. Lineage: Eukaryota; Fungi; Ascomycota; Eurotiomycetes; Eurotiales; Aspergillaceae.